UCUCGCGGUAACGUUAGUGUACUGUUAGCUUGCUAGCUAACCCCAUCGUUUCCAGGUUUCGUGUCGACCUGAAAAACAGCAAACGAGGAGAGACACGGAUAUACUACGCAACUAAAUACUAUUUAAAUCCAGGCUGCACAGGGGAGCGGCACAAUGCCUCACAACUUCCAGCCCGGAGACCUGGUCUUCGCUAAAAUGAAGGGGUACCCCCACUGGCCAGCCAGGAUCGAAGAUGUGGCCGAUGGGGCAGUGAAACCACCUCCUAACAAAAUCCCUAUUUUCUUUUUCGGGACGCAUGAAACAGCUUUCCUUGCUGCAAAGGAUCUUUUUGCCUAUGAAAAGUACAGAGAACGCUAUGGGAAGCCAAACAAACGGAAGGGAUUUAAUGAAGGUUUAUGGGAGAUCCAGAACAAUCCACAUGCCUCCUACAGUGCUCCACCUGUACCAGCUAGCUCUUCUGACAGCGAGGGCAACAAUACCGGAGGGGGGAGUGAUGAGGACGAGGACGAAGAAGAAGCCCAAGUGCCUAAGAAAGCAGAAUCAGGAAGUGAGGUGGAUUCAGAUUCUGGGAGUGAAGACCAAGAACAGGGAGGGGGAGGGGGAGUGAAGAGAAAGCAACCACCUGCUAAGCGACCUCCGCCUCCAAAAAAGGCUCGAGGCUCAUCAAGUGACCGAGACGAAGAGAGUGGAUCCCCCUCUGAAUCAGAUCCCACACCUUCAGAAUCUGAGUCUGGGAAAAACAGUGACCAGGAUUUCACUCCAGAGAAGAAAUCUGGUGGACGGGGUGGAAAGAAAGCAGGUGGCAGAGGGAAGAAGAAGAAGGCCUCGUCUGGAUCAGACUCAGAGUCGGGGUCAGGCUCAGAGAAGAAAGCACCAGACAGCGACUCAGAAGACGAGAAGCCACGACCGGCUCUGUCUGGCUCUGAAUCCCAGUCUGGCUCAAAGUCUGAGUCAGACUCAGAUCCACCUCCCAGGAAGGGCCCACAAGCACGCAAGAAAGAGAAGCCUGCACCAAAGCCUCGUGCACGCAAACCCAAACCAGCCCCGGCAAAACGGGCGCCUUCAUCCUCCUCCGACAGCGACAGCAGUGACAGUGAAACCGACCGCAUCAGUGAAUGGAAGAAACGAGACGAGGAGCGCAGGCGAGAGCUGGAGGAGCGACGGAAAAAAGAGGAGGCUGAGGAGCUCCGCAGGCUCCGUGAGAGAGAGAAGGAGGAGGAGGAGAAGAAGAAAAAAGACAAGGAUAAGAAAAAAGGGAGCGACAGUGACGACAGCAGCAGUUCAGAUGAAGGUGUAGAUGAUCAUCCUCUAAAGAAGUCAAAGAAGCCCCCUCCACCCCCGAUCCCUGCACCUUCAGACUCCGAUUCUCCACCACCUGCUGAGGCAAAGAAACCCCCCAAGAAACUUGAUCAGCAGAAGAAGGCAAGAAUAAAGAAAGAGAAGGAGAGAAAAGAAAGAAAAGAGAAAGAGCUAAAAGAGAAGAAAGCCAGACGGUCAGAGGAGAAGGCCAGAGCCAGAUCUAAGCCUGAAAAACCCAAACGCAAACCAGAGAGGCCGCCAGAGAAGAAAGUGGAGAAGAAAAAGGAACCAUCGCCAGAAGAGAAGCUUCAGAAACUUCACACAGAUAUAAAGUUUGCACUCAAAGUGGACAACCCAGACAUAGAGCGGUGUUUACAAGCCCUGGAAGAACUUGAGGCAGUGCCUGUCACCAGCCAAAUCCUCCAUAAGAACGCUGAAGUUAUUGCCACACUCAAGAAGAUUCGAAGGUAUAAAGCCAGCGCUGCAGUCAUGGAAAAAGCUAGCGAUGUCUACAACAAGUUAAAACUUCGCUUUGUGGGCAAGCCGGAGGUGGUAGUUAAACCUAAAACAGAGGAUAAAGAACCAGAAGACGAUGAAAAGCAGGCAGAAAACACAGACUCCACUCCAGUGAAUGGAGAAUCUGAACAGAAAAAAGAUGAUAUGGAUGUCGAGGAAAAGCCAAAAUCACCUGCCCAGGUGGAGAAUAAUGAUGAUGCUCCUUCAAGUCCUAACAGAAGGACUGAAUGAGGGGACAAGUCCAAAACACAUGGGCGUGGUCAACCUCAGUCUCUCCACAAUCCCUCCAGCAGGGAAGCUGGUUGCCUGUUUGCUUUGAUCUCUGUUUAGGAGUAAGGAAAAAACGUAUCAAGUUCUUCCAACAGAAGUCCCUCCAUGUCCAGGAGUUUGUUGAAGAUGACCGUGUCUCCCACGCUUUUAGCCACAUUUCCUCUGUUAUUGUAAUGUCCAGUUCUUUUUCCCAUCUUUGUUUAACAUAAUCCGUAUUAUCAUUUUUAAGUAAUAAGAUACCUUUGUACAAUUUACCUAUGAGGCCUUUGUUGCUACUGGAAUUAUAAGCAUCAAUAAACAGCUGAACAAGUAUUGGUGGUUCUCUUGUACCAGGGCCUUUCACCUUUUUACAAAAGUAAUCACGGAGCUGUAAAUAUCUAAAAAAGUCAGCCCCAACUAGUCCAAAUGACUGACAUAUGGUAUCAAAACUGUUAAAUUCCCCCUUUUUAACAAUCUUACACAGUGAAGAGAUACCUUUAUAAGCCCAUUCUCUAAAUCUAAGAUCUUGCGAUGCCGGUGUAAAGUCUGGAUCAUACGCUGGCCAUCGAAGUAGCUUAAUCUCAUUUUGGAGUUGAAAACUUUUGACUACCUCUGCCCAUACUUUUAAUGAAUGAUUUACCCAUUUACUUGUUGUUUGUGACAAAUCCUUUUCCCUCAUUACAUAUCCAAGCACUGAUUGAGUAGGUAUAUCCAUCAUGCUCAACUCCAUAUUCUUCCAUUUCGCUAUAUAGGUUGGAUUACACCAGUGUAAAAGGGGUCUUAAUUGUGCUGACAUGUAAUAAUCCCUUAAAGAUGGAAGAGCCAUGCCCCCCCUCUCUCCCGGCAGCUGAAGGGUGGUAAAUUUUAUUCUUGGUCUUUUCUUAUCCCAAAUGAAUCGUGAAAUAUGUUUAUUCCAUUCUCUGAACUGUUUUUGAGGUAUUUCCACUGGUAGUGAUAAGAAGAGGUAUAAUAAUCUGGGAAGAAUGUUCAUUUUCACUGAUCUAAUUCUGCUGCCGAAAUCAAGAGGGAGCAAGCUCCAGCCACUGAGGUCCCUGUAUAUUUCUUUGUUAAUGGGGUGAUAGUUGAUAUUAUACAACUGUGACAGGUCUUUGGGGAGGUUUACUCCAAGAUAUUUGAUAUGCGAGGAGUGCCAUUUAAAGUUAUAUUUCGCCAAAAGUCCUUGUGAUGGAGCAUAAUUAAAUAUCAUGACCUGAGUCUUAUGGACAUUAAGAACAUAACCUGAAUAUAGACCAUAUGUUUCAAGUCUUUUCAUAAGUAAAGGCAGACCUGUAUCUGGAUCCACAAGCGUGACCAGAACAUCGUCUGCGUACAGACUCACUUUAUAUUCUUCUCCUCCCAUCAUAAUUCCUUUUAAUUCUUUAUCCUGUCGAAUCAUUUGGGCCAAAGGUUCAAUAAACAAGUUGAAGAGGCUAGGGCUGGCAGGGCAGCCCUGCCUACAGCCCCUUUGCAAGGUUACAGAGUUAGAGAGACUACCAUUUAUCUUUAUUCUUGCAGUAGGAGAGGAGUAAAGUACCUGUAUGCAUCGGAUGAAAUUCAGGCUAAAACCAAAUCUUUUCAUAACAAGGAAGAGGAAUUCCCACCCGACGGAAUCAAAAGCCUUUUCAGCGUCCAAACUCAGAAUAAUAGAGCUAAUUUUUCCUUCAUGUAUUUUCUCAAUUACAUGUAAUGCUCUUCUUAUAUUGUCUUGA
Cheilinus undulatus (humphead wrasse) is the source of this 3773-nucleotide messenger RNA. It is a transcript of the gene hdgfl2, whose product is annotated as HDGF like 2. Lineage: Eukaryota; Metazoa; Chordata; Actinopteri; Labriformes; Labridae. The record is from RefSeq and is a predicted model, not a curated record. Gene Ontology annotation, cellular component: nucleus. Gene Ontology annotation, molecular function: double-stranded DNA binding; transcription coregulator activity. Bases 154 to 2046 code for a protein of 630 amino acids. The transcript has 16 exons. Gene Ontology annotation, biological process: regulation of transcription by RNA polymerase II.